This is a messenger RNA of Fusarium venenatum, 1383 nucleotides long. Lineage: Eukaryota; Fungi; Ascomycota; Sordariomycetes; Hypocreales; Nectriaceae. The record is from RefSeq and is a predicted model, not a curated record.
AUGUACCCUAAAAAUCUUACAGCCGUCGUGUCAUUGUCUUUAAUCUCCCAUGUUGCCUCACAAGUGCAAGGCACAGCAACUGUCGACCUGUCCAGGGAAGUUGGAAAGGCCCAGGCUCUUGGUUCAGGGUUUAUCUACGGCUGGCCUGAUAAUGGGACCAACGUAGAUAACUCGAUUCCAGAUUAUCUAGCAACUGACAUAAAGUUCAACGCAAACCGUGGCGGUGGUGCGCAGAUCCCCUCUCGUGGUUGGGCCACCGAAGGCUACAAAGGCUAUCUCGGUCGUUUCAACUCAACCCUAUCCAAUUAUCUCACCACACGCAAGUAUGGCGCUGAUUUCAUCUUGCUACCUCAUGACCUUUGGGGCGCGGAUGGCGGACAGGACUCAGAGUCUCCUUUGCCAGGAGACAAUGGCAACUUCACUGAGAUGGAGUUGUUUUGGAACCAGCUCAUAUCCGACUUGAAGACCCACAACAUGCUUGAGGGACUUGUCAUUGAUGUGUGGAAUGAGCCUGACAUUGACAUUUUUUGGGCUCGCUCGUGGCCCCAGUUUCUUGACUACUACAAUCGGGCUACUAAACUUAUCAGGCAAGUUAUUACGAUAGAAGAGCUUCCUGGCGCAGUUCUCAGUGGUCCAGCCAUGGCAGAUUCUCCAAACCUGACCAACGACAAAUGGCAGACCUGGCUCGAGUCUGUAGCAGGUAACGAGACGAUACCUGAUCGUUUUUCGUGGCAUCAGAUUGGGACUUGGUCGCGUGAGCCCGACACAACCAUGCCUGACUUUACUACCUUGCGAGAAAGAUACGGAGUGCCUGAAAAGCCAAUCGACGCCAAUGAGUAUGCAGCUCUCGACGAACAGAACCCGGCCAACUCUGUCUAUUAUCUCGCCCAGUUAGAGCGCCACAACAUCAGAGGUCUCCGCGCAAACUGGGCUAGCGGAUCUGAACUACACAACUGGAUGGGCAAUCUAGUCUACAGCACCACUGGCACUUCAGAUGGCACCUACUACCCCAAUGGCGAAUGGCAGGUUUACAAGUACUACGCUUCCAUGAUAGGCGAAAAGGUCUUGACGGAAGCUGCCUUGGAUUUGAAAUUUGACGUUUUUGCUACCAAGGAUGCACAGACUAUCAAGAUACUAGCCGGCACCAGAACCAUUCAGGCACCAUACAACAUCACUGUCGAUGGAUUGAGCGUAGUAGGGCUUCCCAAAGAGGGAGAAGUCAAAGUACAGAUUUAUCGAUUUGACUGGGCUGGGCCGAAAGGAAAGGUUGACGGCCCUGUUGAUGUUGGAGAACAGGUUUACUCAUAUUCGUCUGACAUGUUGACGAUUGUGGCUGAUCCGCCUACGAAUUCUACAGCCUUUGCCUACGAGUUUUCGAUUUGA